Meira miltonrushii is the source of this 276-nucleotide messenger RNA. RefSeq lists its product as uncharacterized. The record is from RefSeq and is a predicted model, not a curated record. The transcript is spliced from 2 exons. Bases 1 to 276 code for a protein of 91 amino acids. Lineage: Eukaryota; Fungi; Basidiomycota; Exobasidiomycetes; Exobasidiales; Brachybasidiaceae.
AUGACAGAUAGCUACGACGAUUAUUGCGAUCACUGCUGUGAGCACUUUACUUCUUCUGAUGUUGCAAGCCGACAUUUACACGAAAUGGAAGUUCAUGUAAACGUGAGCUUAGGAUUCGAAGACUUUAUCUUGGAGAUCAAACGUGAUCCCGAACUUUCUGUUUUCAAAUGCGCUUGGUCUUCCUGUGGUGCCGUUUUCUGCGAUUCUGAUACAAUCAAGCGUCAUGUGUUAUACUGUCCUUCACGACCAGAUGGUCUUGGACCAGCCAAAAGAUGA